Molecule: messenger RNA, 348 nt
Organism: Penicillium vulpinum
Lineage: Eukaryota; Fungi; Ascomycota; Eurotiomycetes; Eurotiales; Aspergillaceae
Exons: 1
Coding region: 1-348 (115 amino acids)
Source: RefSeq, a predicted model, not a curated record
AUGCCUGGAAAAGGAACCAAUAUGGCUCGUGUUAAGAAGAGCAAGAUUACUCCAACGGAAUAUCUGGAUGGUAUUAAGGCAGAUUCUUUGAUAUGCCCUUGGAACACAGGUGAUUGGAAGAAAGCUCACGGCGAUGGUAAGGCGGGCACUCUUGGCGCUUAUAGAAUGAGUAGCAUGAAGACGAGCACUGAGUUACGAGAGUACCAGGUUCAGAUUCUGUACCUAAAGAAGCCUAUGUUAAGCUUCACCUUGCCGGGAACCCUAGACAAGGAUGGUUCGACUAAUCCUCCUACCUCCCAGGAGGUUAUUGAUACCCUGAAAACUGAACUCAGCAAGAACGGAAAGUAG